AUGCUGAAGCUGCUGCCUGACUCAGACACAGACAAGGGCGACGGCCACCUCAAGAAAACUCUUCUGGUGGACCUGUUGGCGCCCACGUUGACGUCAUUUUUCCGCAAAAGAAAGAGAUCGGCGUCUUCGUCCGACCUGGACAGGCACAACUCAUCUGAUCUGGGCAGCGACUCUGACCUGGACGAAGCCAGUGUUAAGAAGCGGAAGGUGGAGAAGUCCAAGGCCCAGGAAGAGUUUGAGAGAAGAGAUAAGCAGUACGAGGCGGAAUUGCCCGAACAUCUUCGCAAGUUCAGGCCCAAGGGUCACAAAUUCAACCUUCCUCCUACCGAUCGGCCGGUGAGAAUCUAUGCCGACGGUGUGUUCGACUUGUUCCACUUGGGCCACAUGCGCCAGUUGGAGCAGGCGAAGAAGAGCUUUGAAAACGUCGAAUUGGUGUGUGGUAUUCCCUCAGACAAGGAAACCCACAAGCGAAAGGGGCUCACGGUGCUUACCGACAAACAGAGAAUUGAUACCCUCAAGCAUUGCCGUUGGGUAGACGAGGUGAUCCCCGAUGCUCCGUGGUGUGUUACUGCUGAUUUCUUGUUGAAGCACAAGAUCGACUACGUGGCUCAUGACGACUUGCCGUACGCCUCUGCUGACUCUGACGAUAUUUACAAGCCCAUCAAGGAGCGAGGCAUGUUCUUGACCACCCAGAGAACCGAAGGCAUCUCAACGUCCGACAUCAUCACCAAGAUCAUCAGAGACUACGACAAGUAUUUGAUGAGAAACUUCGCUCGUGGCGCCACGAGAAAAGAGCUCAAUGUGUCGUGGUUGAAGAAAAACGAGUUGGACUUCAAGAAACACAUCAACGACUUCAGAACCUACUGGGUGCGCAACAAGGCCAACAUCAACAAUGUUUCCAAAGAUCUCUAUUUCGAAGUGAGAGAGUACCUCAGAGGCAAAAAAUCAGAGCUUCCAUUUAAUCUUGCUAAUCAUUUGCCCCACAGCAACAGCACCCCUAGUCUCGUGAGCGACCUGGACGAAGCCUCGCGUGGGUCGAGUCCCUUGACGGAGUUUGCCUCCAAAUACAUUGUCAACAAAAACGAGAAACCAGGGCGCCUGCUAUUCAAAGGGUUCAACCUCAAUAGCUGGAUUUCCAGAGACGAGUCGCACAAUGAGGAGUCGGCCGAGGAAAGGAAAAGCAACUCCAGUGCCAGCAUGAAAACGACGAUGCUGGCGCCAGCGGCACCUCUUCUGCCCCGCAAGAUCAAGAGACCCAGAUCAAGAAAGCAGCAUUAG
This is a messenger RNA of Candidozyma auris, 1278 nucleotides long. RefSeq names its product choline-phosphate cytidylyltransferase (gene PCT1). NCBI's taxonomy places the organism in Eukaryota, Fungi, Ascomycota, Pichiomycetes, Serinales, Metschnikowiaceae. The coding region runs from base 1 to 1278 and encodes 425 amino acids. Gene Ontology annotation, biological process: CDP-choline pathway. The transcript has a single exon. Gene Ontology annotation, cellular component: nuclear envelope. Gene Ontology annotation, molecular function: choline-phosphate cytidylyltransferase activity; phosphatidylcholine binding. The record is from RefSeq and is a predicted model, not a curated record.